AUGGAAAAAUUGUUUGUCCACUUAAUAAGAAGAAGUGAUGAAUAUUUUGAAUUAGCUGGACUAUCCGAAGAUAAGCGGUUAUGGUUUAGCUUACCAGAUGAACAUAAAAAUUUAUAUGAACAUAAGGUAUUAUCAUCAAAAACCACCAUUAAAAGUGCAAUUGCUGCUAUUAAACCGAUUAAUGGUUUCCGAAAAAUUGGCAUUAAAUUAGAUGAGGAUUUGAAAAAAGAAUAUUUUGAUGAAGAUGGAAACCUUAGCUACAAAAACUAUCCGUUACAGGAAUCUGUAGUUUUUUUUGAUGUGAGUGAAAAACUCCAAGAAGAAAAUUUUUUAAUUAAAAGAAUCAAGGAAUUAGAAUUAAAAUUAAAUGACAAAGAUGAGAUAAAAUUGCAAAAUAUAGAAAAGAAGUUUGUUCUUGAUAAAUAUGACAAAACACAAAACCCUUCUGAGUGGUUUUCUAAAUUUGAAAGUGAAUGUGACCGAAAUAAAAUAAAAAGUGAUACCCAGAUGAUUGAAGCUUUACGAUUUUUUGUCGCUGGAUCGGCCAAACACUGGUAUGAAGGAAAUUUGAAAAAAUUUGGUCUAACUAAUUGGUCUGAAUGGCGAAAUUCAUUUUUUUCCAUUUUUAUUGACAAAGGUUGGACAGCUGUCAGAAAAGCAUAUACCUAUAAAUACUUAGGCGGCUCAUUGAUCGAUUACGCUUUAACAAAAGAAAAUUUAUGUUUAGAAGUAGAAAGUGAUAGUACUAUGAGUUCCAGAAUAAACUUGAUUGUAAUGGGUUUACCAUCUCAAGUUCAAGAUGAGCUAGAUCGCGAAGACAUUAACACUAUAAAAAAAUUAUACAAUGAACUCCGAAAGCUAGAUGGUCAAUAUAAUAAACGUUCGAAAGAAAAUAAACCAUAUGAUAAUCGGCAUGAAAAAACAAAAUUAGGAGAAUCGACUAAAAAGAAACAAAUUGAUAUACCCUUGAAAAAACCAUGCUACAUGUGUGAAGCUCUUGGUUGGAAAAAUCGAUUUCAUCCCUCUAACGAAUGCCGAAAUAAAAUACUGUACGCUCAGAAAAAAGAAUCUAAUUUAAUUGAAACGAAAUCUGAUUCAGAAAAUGAGGCUGAAAUGAUGAAAAUGGAAAUUGACCAAAAUUCUUUAAACUAGAGA
This is a messenger RNA of Chrysoperla carnea, 1155 nucleotides long. RefSeq lists its product as uncharacterized. The record is from RefSeq and is a predicted model, not a curated record. The transcript has a single exon. Lineage: Eukaryota; Metazoa; Arthropoda; Insecta; Neuroptera; Chrysopidae. Bases 1 to 1152 code for a protein of 383 amino acids.